Messenger RNA from Nasonia vitripennis (jewel wasp), 3832 nucleotides. RefSeq names its product serine/threonine-protein kinase DCLK1. Gene Ontology annotation, cellular component: nucleus. NCBI's taxonomy places the organism in Eukaryota, Metazoa, Arthropoda, Insecta, Hymenoptera, Pteromalidae. Gene Ontology annotation, molecular function: ATP binding; protein serine/threonine kinase activity. Gene Ontology annotation, biological process: intracellular signal transduction; positive regulation of apoptotic process; protein phosphorylation. The coding region runs from base 684 to 2606 and encodes 640 amino acids. The transcript has 7 exons. The record is from RefSeq and is a predicted model, not a curated record.
AGCGCGCGUCGAUUUUUUUUUUUUUUUCUUCUACUCGUUCCUCCUUUCGUCCGUCUUUCCGGAGCUAGAAGCUUUUUCAUUUCCCUCUGCGCGUAUACUCGCCCCGACGAUUCUCAAUAAAUCUAUCGUAAUCGGCUUCGAGCAAAAGGGGAGCUUGCGAAGAUAAGCGUGGUGUGCUUGCGCGCGGGCGCGCGCGCGGGAUUUGAAAAGAGUGCGGAAGAGCUGCUGCUGCUGCUGCUGCUAAGAUGAUUCGCGUGGACGAGACAGAUCCUGUGGGCGAAAUCGAGCCGAGCUUCCCCUACAGAGACGUGACGGUCCGCAAGGGCGUCGAAUUCAAGGACCAUUAUGACAUCGAAUCCGAAAUUGGCAGGUAUGACCGUGAAGCUUUCCGGCUGCUGCGCAUUCCCACAACGAUGAUCGACGCUGCUAACUGGACCAAAUCUUCCCACGCAACUGUUCUUCCGUACAUUUGAAUGUUACGCGCUCCGCUGCGCCAUACUCUCCAGGCAGCCUAAAGAAUCCGCAUUUGAUGGCAUAAAAGCUCAGGAACUUGGCAGAGCCGAGGCAAGUUUGGCACGGUGUACCGGUGCAAGGAGAAGAAGACGGGCCUGACACUCGCGGCCAAGGUGGUCAAUACCACGAGGAAGGAGGACAGACGAGCCGUCGAGCGCGAGGUCGAGAUCAUGAGGCGGCUGCAGCAUCCCAGGCUCAUACAGCUCUACGACGCCAUCGAGAACGGCAAGCAGAUCUACGUCGUGCUCGAGCUAAUCGAGGGAGGCGAGCUCUUCGAGCGAGUGAUCGACGACGACUUUGUCCUGACGGAGCGAAGCUGCGCCGUCUUCAUGCGGCAGAUCUGCGAGGGAAUCGAGUUCGUGCAUUCCCAAAAUAUCAUCCACCUCGACAUGAAGCCCGAGAACAUACUCUGCCUGACGAAAGAGGGCAACCGGAUCAAGAUCAUCGACUUCGGCCUGGCGCGCGAGUGGGACCCGAAGAAGAAGCUGCAGGUGCUCUUCGGCACGCCGGAAUUCGUCGCCCCGGAAGUCGUGAAUUUCGAUCAGAUCGGCUUUGGGACCGACAUGUGGAGCAUCGGCGUCAUCUGCUACGUGCUGCUGUCCGGACUGUCGCCGUUCAUGGGGGACACGGACGUGGAGACGAUGGCGAACGUGACCAUAGCCAAGUACGACUUUGAUCACGAGGCCUUCGCCGACAUCUCCGAGGACGCCAAGGACUUUAUCAGAUGCCUCCUGGUCAAAGACAUCUCAAAACGCGCGAGCGCCAAGCAGUGCCGCGAGCAUCGCUGGCUCUUCCGCAAGCCUCAGCCGCCGGUGGUGACAGCUGCGAAACCGCCUCAGCAGCCGCAACAGCCGCAACAGCCGCAACAGCCGAGCCGCACCAAGAGAACGACUACGCCGACGAAAGAGCCGCUCGCCUCGACCAGCGCUGGCUCCGGCCUAGCCGAGCUCGACGUCACCAAGGACAACCUGCGCCUGUUCGUCGAGCGCUGGCGAGAGCACCCGGACAGUCCGUACACCAUCGAGAACGCGCCUCUGGAGAGACAGAGCUCGCACGAGACGGUCUCGCUGAGGGGACAGAGUCCAUCGCCCUGCGGGAGCAUCCGCAGCUCGACGAGCAGCGCGGACUCCCAGAGUCCGGACGGGAACGGCUUCUUCCUGGCGGUGCCGGACCUGGCGCUCGCGCUCGAGAGGCGAGCCUCCGAGGGAAGGGCGGCCGUCGACAAGAACAAGAUAGACCCGGCCUCGCAGAUUCUCCUGGCCGAGGAGAUCAUCAGACUGUCCGAGCAUCUGAGGUCCAUCGCCGUCGCGCCCGCCAAGAAGCUCGAGCAGAGGGACGCGGAGCAGAAGAACAGCGAUGUCGCCAAGAAGACGAAGGGCAAGAGCAAGCCGGCCGUGGCGGCGAAGGAGACGGAGAACGACGUGAACGAGAUCUCGGAGAAGCUGUCGAACAUCACGCGGCAGCGCAAGCUCAACGGCACGACCUUCAACGGCAGCCGGAAUCUCGACAAGUACAACAGCGCCAGCGCCAACUUGUUCGAGCUCAAGCGAUCUUCGAAAACGACCGGCAGCAGCACCAUCACCACCACGACCUUCAGCAGCAGCUCCACCAGCUCCUCCAACAAGACCACGACGAACGGAACCGCCGCCGCCGCCGCCGCCGCCGCCGCCACCGCUAACAAAGCCAAAAUUCCGGACGACCUGGACUUGGCCCUGUCGCCCACGAGGCAGCGGAUGAGGGACUUCCGAGAGAUGGACCUGACGCCGCCGUGGCGACAAGCCAGGGUGAAGCGUCGCUUCGGCGAGACGUGUCGCGACGUGCCGAGGAUCGCGACGCUCCAGGAUCUCCACAAGACUAUGAACCUGGACGAGCCGACGAGCACGAAGAACCUGCUGCUGCAGCUGAUCGACGAGUGGGGCGAGGUGAGGCGACCCGGCGGUGCCGGCGGUCGCAAGAGCAUCAGCCUCGACUGGUGCGGCGAGGAGUCCGUCGCGAGGAAGUCCAUCAACUCGCUGGCCGAGUACUUCCAAUCCGAACAGCAGAAGGUCAGCACUGCGCCGACGACCAGUCACGGCUCGUCGGUGCAUCGCUGAGGAAGACAGGAGUGUCGUCUCUGAUGGAUCGCGCACAGUGAGAAAUGAGAAACUCUUAUAGUGGAUCGAAGUCGAAAAUGUUGUAGACAUAUAAGUGUACAUUUUUACACGCCGUAGCGCGUCUGCGUGCGAUGUUGCACUGUGCUUUGAUAAAAGAAAUCUCACGCGCGAGCUUAUGUAACGGUGUAAGAAAUAUAUAGAGUAGACAUUCCUAUACGUUGCAGCAUCGUUUUUCGAUCCGACGUGGCGAGAUUUUCGGAGCGCAACCUUUGGUAAGAAUGUGAAAUAGCUUUUAUUCACUACACGUUCUAACUAUCCGCGUUCAAGACUUACUUUUUGUCGUUUUUCAAUUUUUAGUUCAAUUCUUCCUACAUAUGAUUAAUUAAAAAAAAAAAAAUGUUUGUAGAUCUUUCCAAGCGUACGUUUCAUUUACUGUGAUCAUGCACGCGUUCUCGGCUUCACAGCGAAAAUCGCCGAUGGUAGAAUGUCCGAGCGCGUGUACACCGCAGAAAUUCCGACGAUCCUCUUAGUACAGUAGUCGUCGGCGGUCGGGGAAGAAAAAAAUAAAAUUUCUCGAACGUGACGCUCGAAAAGAAAGACUCGAGCGCACAGAGAAUUAGCAUCGGUGGAACGGAAUGCGGAUUAAUCUCUCGAUGUGUAUAGCGCAAAAUAUAGUGUGAGCGCGUUCUCGUGGAAUUGGAAAAAGUCUGAUGGAAGUAUGCCAAAAACUAUAUAGAAACCUAAAAGUUCGAUCUUACAACCGAGUGGUCGUGAGCGCGAAGCGAGAAAUCGCGUGAUUUAUGCGUUUCUGUAUAUUGUUUUUUUUUUUUUUUUUUUUUCAUCGCGAUGUGUGUAUUUCCGUGCACGAUUUUUCGUUAUCCAAGCAAGCUAGAGCGACAGAAUAUAAUAUAUAAUAAUAACGUUUCUGGAGAAGUGGAGUAUAAUAGAAUAUUUUUAUAUAAUUGUCGUCGCGCGCGCGAACGCACGCCUAUAUACGCCGCUUUAUUUAUACCUUUUUGUUUUCUGGCGCUUUAACUUGCGAGUGACACAUGUAUGUACACGAAACUACAUUGUAGACACAAUUGUAUACACGUAGAAGUCAGCGAAUAUUUAUUACAUAAUUAUCGACUGCGAGAAAUAAGAAUGAUACGAAUAUACAUCUAUUAAAUUAUACACAUAAGUUUAAGAAUAUACAAGGAUGUUGUUGAAAAAAAAAAAAGAAAAUC